AAGAUGGCGUCACCCUACAAGUGGAGAUGUGUUUGUAUGCUGCUCUGUUUAAGCUUAAUAUGUACUCUGGCAGCUAAUGAUGGGAAAGACAAAAAGCCGAAAAAGAAAAAAGACAUCCGGGAUUACAACGAUGCUGAUAUGGCAAGGCUAUUGGAACAAUGGGAGAAGGACGACGACAUCGAAGAAGGCGAUCUCCCAGAACACAUGAGGCCCCCUGCACCUGUAGAUUUCUCGAAAAUAGAUCCAUCGAAGCCAGAGGAGCUCCUUAAAAUGACUAAGAAAGGGAAGACCCUCAUGGUUUUUGCCACCGUGUCCGGAAAUCCCACAGAGAAGGAGACCGAAGAGAUCACCAGCUUGUGGCAAGGAAGCCUCUUCAACGCCAACUUUGACAUUCAAAGGUUUGUGGUAGGAUCCAACCGUGUCAUCUUCAUGCUGCGUGAUGGGAGCUACGCGUGGGAGGUGAAGGACUUCCUGGUGUCGCAGGAUCGCUGCGCCGAUGUGACUGUGGAGGGCCAGGUGUACCCUGGGAAGGCAGCAAAGAAAGAUGGCGGGGGCAAGGAACAGAAUGAAACCGCUCAGAAGAAGAAGAGCAAGAAUGGGGACAAGAAGCCAAGCAAAGGGAGCAGUAAAAACAGGCAGGAACUGUGAGCACUUUUUCUAUGAAACUCGGAGAGGGGUUCAGAGGUACAUGAAUCAGCUGUUCUUUUCAGGCACACCUCUCAGUAACAUUAUUCCUCAGUCAAGGUCAAGGAGAAUAGUCGGGGAGGAGACUAUAUGGUUGUACUGUAAAGUUUACUGUUUCUGUCACCGUAAGCGCAACACCUGGUGUUACGGUGCAAAACCUUUUUUUUCUGUUAAUGUGUUAAUGAUUUACCAUCCCUGCCAUGGCUGAACUAUGCCAGAGUACACCAUCUUUCAUUAAUCAUGACGUAAGUGUCAGAAAAAACAUCCCUUUAAUAUCGCCUUUGAAACGGUUGUCAGUAGUACACAUUUGUAUAUAUUUAAUGAGUAUUUUGCCAAGAAACAAAUUAACUGCACUAUGAUCUUGAUCUUUUUGCCCAUUUCUUUGUCUUUGAUUACAUCACAAUCACUGUUAAUAUUUUGGAGUGAAGUUAAUUUCAGUGUUCUUAAUCUCAGUGAAUUGUUUUCUUAAAAAAAAAAAACUGCACUGCUGUGUAAAAUGAGAACAUUUGCUGUUAAUUAGUCAGAGCAUUAUCACACCAACUUCAGGAACUUAAUUGGUUUAAUGUUUGGUUCAGCGUUCAUGGUACGUUGCACACAAUGUCAUUGCCUUGAUGUACAGGACAGCAGACCAACUGUGGAAUAAACCUUUUUUUAAAAAAAAAAAAAAAAACAAACAAAAACAUACCUCCAAUAAUUUUAUGACUUUUCUAUUUUUUACCAAAAAGUGUAGAUUCUUCCUCAAAUAAUCCAUUAAUGAAUGGUAAAUGUAGUCAGCACUCAUUCUGAGAGUCACAGAGUUGGACCAUAUGGGACUCAACAACCAGCACACACCAAGAGACCCAGGUUUAAAAAUGAGACUGCUGGAAGGGAAUGAGGCUGCUCCCUUAGACAAAGAUGUCAAACUGAAUACCUGGAGGGCUGGUGUAAAUGAUGGUUUUUGUUCCAGCAAAGUACCCUGGCUUAAUUGGUCCAGUUUGUCAUUUAACUGCGUAUGUUCGCACACAAUUUUUUUGCCCGAAGCAGUAAAAUAUUUGAGAAUAGGGCACACAUACA
Megalops cyprinoides (Indo-Pacific tarpon) is the source of this 1737-nucleotide messenger RNA. RefSeq names its product mesoderm development LRP chaperone (gene mesd). Gene Ontology annotation, biological process: protein folding. The transcript is spliced from 3 exons. The record is from RefSeq and is a predicted model, not a curated record. NCBI's taxonomy places the organism in Eukaryota, Metazoa, Chordata, Actinopteri, Elopiformes, Megalopidae. The coding region runs from base 4 to 648 and encodes 214 amino acids.